CGGCGGCGGCGGCUCCUGGUAACGGUGCGUCUGAACCACCAUGACCAUCCCUCAGCUCCUCCUCUGCCUGUCUCUCUCCAUGCUCUGCAUCUCCAGCAAACCCACCGAAAAGAAGGACCGGGUUCACCACGACCCGCAGCUCAGCGACAAGGUCCACGACGACGCGCAGAACUUCGACUACGACCACGACGCUUUCCUCGGCGCGGACGAGGCCAAAACCUUUGAUCAGCUCACGCCGGAGGAGAGCAAGGAGAGACUCGGAAUGAUUGUAGAUAAGAUAGACACGGAUAAGGAUGGGUUUGUGACGGAGGGGGAGCUGAAAGCCUGGAUUAAGAAGGCCCAGAAGAAAUACGUGUAUGACAGUGUCGAACGCCAGUGGCAGGAGUUUGACAUGAACCAAGAUGGAUUUAUCUCCUGGGAUGAGUACAGAAACGUGACAUAUGGCACUUACCUCGAUGACCCGGACCCCGAUGACGGAUUUAAUUACAAACAAAUGAUGGUGCGAGAUGAACGGCGCUUCAAGAUGGCUGACAAGGAUGGAGACUUGACCGCCACCAAAGAAGAGUUCACCGCCUUUCUGCACCCCGAAGAGUACGAUUACAUGAAAGACAUCGUCGUACAGGAGACCAUGGAGGACAUCGACAAGAACGGGGACGGCUUCAUCGACCUGGAGGAGUACAUAGGUGACAUGUACAGCCACGACGGGGACGCCGACGAACCCGAGUGGGUGAAGACGGAGCGGGAGCAAUUCGUGGAGUUCAGAGACAAGAACCGCGACGGCAAAAUGGACAAGGACGAAACCAAAGAUUGGAUCCUCCCUUCGGAUUACGACCACGCCGAGGCCGAAGCGCGGCACCUCGUCUACGAAUCCGACCAGAACAAGGACGGCAAGCUGACCAAAGAGGAGAUCGUGGAGAAGUACGACUUGUUCGUGGGGAGCCAGGCCACAGACUUCGGGGAGGCCUUGGUGCGACACGACGAGUUUUAAGAGCUGUGUACAGAGGAAGCCGUUUCUCAAAUAAUUUAUUUUUUACCGUUUCUGGGAUUAUCGUAAGAAACAUUUUUCGCUACUGAGACUGUUAUUUCAGGCGAUGAGGUGAAACAACAACAAAAAUCGCUCUUCCCGUCCUCUUAUUUUUUUUUUUCCCCCUUCUUCCCCGAGGGAUGGGGACUCGCUCUUCCGAAAACCACCUCUCCUUACGGCACGUUGGGCGUUUUUUGGGUUUGUUUUUUUUUUUUUUUUAGAUUUACACGUUGUUUUACGGUCUUAACGAGUUCUUGUUUAUUUUUGUAUUCCUUUUUGGUUCCACGUCAAGCGAAGAAACGCGUAUCCCGACCGGUGAAGGGCAGAGCAGCGGGAACGCUUCUCCCCUUGCCCUGCCUCCCUCUCUUCCCUUUGAUUUAUUUUUUUUUUGGUAUGUACUCAGUCUUUUAUUUUAAAAAAUAAAAAAAUUAAGGGGAAAAAAAACCCCUAGAACAAGCCAGAGAACAAUAGGGCCAAAAGGAAAAAUAAAACGAGAGGUUGAGUCAUGCUUGUUUUAGACCGGGCUUUGCAAAUCCAACCACGCAUCCUCGCUCCCGCCGGGAGUCCUGCUCAGCUCCUCGCCCGCUCCCUGCCCCUCCGCCGGCGCUUUUCCUGGCUUCUCCGGGAGGAGCUGGAUUUGCAAACCCUCUCCCAAACGGCAGCGAGGCUCGGCCCGUCCUCCUCCCGUCAGGAAUUGGGCUUCACUCCUUCCCCCAGCCCAAUUGACGAGCCCGUUAAUGGAUCGGGUGCCGGAAAAGCGCCGGCAGUACAAAGCCGGUGGCGUCGGUUCCUUCCCCAUCAAGACAUUUUCCCGCUUUCCGCAGCUGCGGCCGUCGCACAAAGUGCCUUUAAUCCACCCAAAAACGCUGCGAAGGAGGAGCGGGCUGGGGGGAGCCACGCUCGCCCCCCUCCCCUCCCAUGAAUUUGCUCUUUCUCGAUUCUUACUAAUAAUAUUAUUAUUAUUUUUUAAUUUUGGGGGUUUUUUUUAACCCUGCAUUCCCCGCUCGCCCCAGGGCUGUCUCGCUUCCCUCUCGCCACCCCAUCACC
Gavia stellata (red-throated loon) is the source of this 2071-nucleotide messenger RNA. RefSeq names its product calumenin (gene CALU). Gene Ontology annotation, cellular component: endoplasmic reticulum. Gene Ontology annotation, molecular function: calcium ion binding. The coding region runs from base 41 to 988 and encodes 315 amino acids. The transcript is spliced from 7 exons. The record is from RefSeq and is a predicted model, not a curated record. Lineage: Eukaryota; Metazoa; Chordata; Aves; Gaviiformes; Gaviidae.